Nerophis lumbriciformis (worm pipefish) is the source of this 468-nucleotide messenger RNA. NCBI's taxonomy places the organism in Eukaryota, Metazoa, Chordata, Actinopteri, Syngnathiformes, Syngnathidae. The record is from RefSeq and is a predicted model, not a curated record.
ACAACUGACUGUGUGCGGGUCGACGUGGGCGUGCAAUGUCACCUACCGCAGCAGCUCCAGCCCACUUCCUGUCCCAGUUCAUAGCCAAAGAAGAGAAGUUUUAUAUGACACUCCAAGAAGUUCAAGAUGGGGUUCUGGGAGACAUCAAGUCUGCUGAUGUUGGCGAUCAGGCCCGCAGAUGCCAUGAUGACGCUGUAUGACCCCAAGCUGUGUUACAUCUUGGAUGGCUUUCUGGGUCUGUACGGCCUGGUCAUCACUGCCAUGUUUAUUAAGGAGAAGUUCUUCAAAACAAGGGAGCUAAGGGAUAGCGGCCAGACGGCAUUGAACAGAAGAACAGAAGACGAAUACAAAGAACUUCCUGUAAAGAGAGACAGAUCCAGAAGAAAAGAUCUAGUUUACCAGGGUCUCAGCACUGCCAACAGAGACACCUACGACUCCCUCCAGAUGCAGCCGUUUCCAACCCGCUGA